Messenger RNA from Hordeum vulgare subsp. vulgare (domesticated barley), 2547 nucleotides. RefSeq names its product 65-kDa microtubule-associated protein 3-like. Gene Ontology annotation, cellular component: spindle; cytoplasm. The transcript has 12 exons. Gene Ontology annotation, biological process: microtubule cytoskeleton organization. Gene Ontology annotation, molecular function: microtubule binding. The coding region runs from base 243 to 2297 and encodes 684 amino acids. NCBI's taxonomy places the organism in Eukaryota, Viridiplantae, Streptophyta, Magnoliopsida, Poales, Poaceae. The record is from RefSeq and is a predicted model, not a curated record.
AACCCCGGCCGUGCUCCUCCGCAAUCGUCUCCCUCCCCAUUCCCAACCCAUUUCGAAUCCCGCCGCGCGCCCUCUCCGGCGACGCCUCCGCCCCCGUCCGCCGGCAGGCCGCGCACCGGUGAGCGAGCUCUCGUAUCGCGGGAGGCGGAAAUCCGCGCGCGGCGGAGGCCCUGUAAUUAACCAAUCCCCCUCGAUUCGCUCCCCACGUACCCGCAGGCCGCGGCGCCCCCGGCGGGACCGGGAUGAGCGGCGGACGUCGCCCCGGCGACCAGCUCCUCCAGAUGGGGACGGCGUGCGGCGCCCUCAUGCACGAGCUCCAGGUCAUCUGGGACGAGAUCGGGGAGAAGGACGCCGCGAGGGACACCAUGCUGCUCGAGCUCCAGCAGGAGUGCCUCGAGGCCUACCGGAGGAAGGUCGACCAGGCCAGCCGCUGCCGGGCCGAGCUGCGGCGGGACAUCGCCGACGCCCAGGCCGAGCUCGCCGCCGUGUGCUCCGCCAUGGCCGAGUCGCCCGUCCUCGUCAGGGAGAAAGGGUAUGGCUUACGGGAGGAACUGAGUGCAAUCUUCCCAUAUUUGGAAGAGAUGAAGAAUAGAAAGGCCGAAAGAUGGAACCAGAUUCUUGAUGUUAUAGGCAAGAUAAAAAAGAUAUCAUCUGAGAUCAGACCUGCAGAUUUUGUCCCUUUUAAAGCACCUGUGGAUCAAUCUGAUCUAUCCUGCAGAAGGCUAGAAGAGUUAAGAACGGAGCUGCGGUCCCUAGAGAAAGAGAAGAGCGAGCGGCUAAAGCAAGUAAUGGAUUACCUGAAUACUUUGCAUUCCUUGUGUAAAGUACUUGGUGUUAACUUCAAGCAAACAAUAUCUGAUGUACACCCCAGUCUUGAUGAGGAUGGCGUACCAAUGAACAUUAGCAACACCACAAUUGAGAGGUUGGCGUUGGCAAUACAGAGACUACGGGAAACAAAAAUUGAAAGGAUGCAGAAGCUUCAAGAUCUCUCGUCUACAAUGCUCGAACUAUGGAAUCUUAUGGAUACACCGAUAGAAGAGCAACAGUCGUUCCAGAAUAUAACAUGCAAUAUUGCUGCAUCAGAACCUGAAAUAACAGAGGCCGAUGCCCUUACCAUUGACGUCAUGAACUUUGUAGAAGCUGAGGUAUUGAGGCUUGAACAACUGAAAGUCAGUAAAAUGAAGGACUUGGUUCUGAAGAAGCAAACAGAACUAGAAGAGCAUCGUCGACGCGCACAUUUAGUUGGAGAUGAACAUUAUGCAACUCAGUUCAAUAUCGAGGCCAUUGAAGCAGGUGCUAUUGACCCCUCACUUCUUCUAGAACAAAUCGAGGCAUACAUCGCAACAGUUAAAGAAGAUGCUUUUAGCAGGAAGGAUAUACUUGAGCGAGUUGAAAGGUGGCUAAAUGCAUGUGAGGAGGAAGCUUGGUUAGAGGAUUAUAGCAAAGAUGAUAACCGAUAUAAUGCUGGGAGGGGUGCACAUUUUAUGCUCAAGAGAGCUGAAAAAGCCCGUGUUUUGGUUAACAAGAUACCAGGAAUUGUAGACCUUCUUACAAAUAAAGUUAUUGAUUGGGAGAAAGAAAGGGGCACUGAGUUUACUUACGAUGGUGUUAGUCUUUUGUCUAUGCUUGAUGAUUAUAGGAUAGUUCGUGAAGAAAAGGAGCAGGAAAAGAAGAGGCAAAGGGAUCAGAAGAAGCUUGAGGAUCGAUUCAAAGCCGAGCAGGAGACACUGUAUGGAUCAAAGCCAAGCCCUGCAAAGUUAAAUAGCGGGAACAAGCUUACCAGAAACUCCUCGGGAAUUGCAAACCGGAGGCUGUCUGUCGGCGGAGGACCAGUGCGAACUCCAAAAUUAGUGACACCUCAGUCAAGAUUCAUACGUUCAGCCAAGAAGACAGAAGAUAGUGGCACGCUCUCCCCUGGUAGGAGAGGCAAAGGCACUGCCAACCCUCGAUGCAAGCAGUUAUCUUUCAAGGCAAGUACUCUUGGUGAGACUGAAACUCUUCGCAAACCCUUCACGCAGAUCGCACCCGGAAAUAGCAUCCCAUCGACGCCCGUGCGGUCUGCCUCCAAUAGUACCGAAGGCGAGAACAGAACUCCCAAAAUACUCGCAGCACCAACUCCUAAGACGCCGAUGAUGGUGAUCUCUCCUAUGCAAAUGUCCACAACGCCUGCUCUGACUGCCGCAAGAGCUGCACCUAUCUGCGUCUCCAAUGACAAGCCGGAGCUGUGUUUGCUAGAGGGCACCGAGUACUCCUUUGAAGAGAGGCGUCUUGCCUAUCUCGCUGCGCACGCCGCUUGACUCUUGGGGAAUGCCGGGGAAUGCAGGGUAGGUUGCUGAAAGUAUGUCAUCUGGCAUGGCAAGGCGUCUCUUGUGGGAGACGCUUGGCUUAGUUGAUAAAGACACAUUUUUUUUUGUAUCGAAGUCACAGCCAUAUGUCAUGCUGGCUUAGUUGGUUGGAUUGCUGGCUUCUGCUAUAGAUGUUUAGCAAGUCAUGGUACGUGAUACUGGAAAUGCAUACUGGUUUAUCUACAGAAGAUAUCUUUCUACA